Molecule: messenger RNA, 516 nt
Organism: Phytophthora nicotianae INRA-310
Lineage: Eukaryota; Oomycota; Peronosporomycetes; Peronosporales; Peronosporaceae
Exons: 2
Coding region: 1-516 (171 amino acids)
Source: RefSeq, a predicted model, not a curated record
AUGCCCAGCAAGGCUGACGACCCGAAUGUGCCGAUGGCUCCGACGCCUGCAAUCGAAGGUGUCGACCACAACGGCCUUGUGGUGGGCAAGUGGAAGAACGGAUUGUUCGGCAGUUGCUACAUGAACUGCGUCCCGAAUGCCAUCACGCCGCUAUUCUGCCCUGGUAUCUCGAUGGCGCAGAUCUGCGCGCGUCUAGGCAUCGCCAACUUCUUCGCUGUGCUCUUCUCGUACUUGUCUGUCGACGGUCUCGUAUUCGGUGCUGCGGUGACCAAAGUCGACGUGCUGAGCACGCUCGCUGUGAUCAUGGGCGCGCUGGUGAUGCUCUUCACGAUUCGCAUUCGAUUCCGUAUGCGGUACCUGUUCUCCAUCCCUGGAUCGUUAAUGGAGGACAUCUUCGCAUCCGUAUUCUGCUGCUGCUGUGCCGUUGCGCAGAUGGCGGACCACUCGGAGUCGUUCGAGCCCAAUACGUUUGCCGUUCUACCUCGAGCAACACUACCUGGCUACACCUUCGGUUAA